Spodoptera exigua (beet armyworm) is the source of this 1104-nucleotide messenger RNA. NCBI's taxonomy places the organism in Eukaryota, Metazoa, Arthropoda, Insecta, Lepidoptera, Noctuidae. The record is from the annotation of a GenBank genome assembly.
AUGUCGGUAACGCGAUCGCACAGCGAUGCGCGCUGGCAGGAUCGCCAUUGUUACCGUAGUGUCGUGGUGGACCGGAGGUUAAGGCGUCCGCUUCUCAUGCACGAAGUGCGGGCUCGAGACCUGGUUAUAACCGGCGAAGGCGAAGGUGAAGGUGAAGGUGAAGGUAAAGGUAAAGGUGAAGGUGAAGGUGAAGGUGAAGGCGAAGGAGGAGAAGGCCAAGGCGAAGGAGAAGGCGUGAAGAUGAAGGCGAAGGCGAAGGCGAAGGCGAAGGCGAAGGCGAAGGGGAAGGCGAAGGCGAAGGCCAAGGCGAACGCUAAGGUGAAGGUGAAGGUGAAGGUGAAGGUGAAGGUGAAAGUGAAGGUGAAGGUGAAGGUGAAGGUGAAGGUGAAGGUGAAGGUGAAGGUGAAGGUGAAGGUGAAGGUGAAGGUGAAGGUGAAGGUGAAGGUGAAGGUGAAGGUGAAGGUGAAGGUGAAGGUGAAGGUGAAGGUGAAGGUGAAGGUGAAGGUGAAGGUGAAGGUGAAGGUGAAGGUGAAGGUGAAGGUGAAGGUGAAGGUGAAGGUGAAGGUGAAGGUGAAGGUGAAGGUGAAGGUGAAGGUGAAGGUGAAGGUGAAGGUGAAGGUGAAGGUGAAGGUGAAGGUGAAGGUGAAGGUGAUGGUGAAGGUGAAGGUGAAGGUGGCGGUGAAGGUGGCGGUGAAGGUGGAGGUGGAGAUAGAGAUAGAGAUAGAGAUAGAGAUAGAGAUAGAGAUAGAGAUAGAGAUAGAGAUAGAGAUAGAGAUAGAGAUAGAGAUAGAGAUAGAGAUAGAGAUAGAGAUAGAGAUAGAGAUAGAGAUAGAGAUAGAGAUAGAGAUAGAGAUAGAGAUAGAGAUAGAGAUAGAGAUAGAGAUAGAGAUAGAGAUAGAGAUAGAGAUAGAGAUAGAGAUAGAGAUAGAGAUAGAGAUAGAGAUAGAGAUAGAGAUAGAGAUAGAGAUAGAGAUAGAGAUAGAGAUAGAGAUAGAGAUAGAGAUAGAGAUAGAGAUAGAGAUAGAGAUAGAGAUAGAGAUAGAGAUAGAGAUAGAGAUAGAGAUAGAGAUAGAGAUAGAGACAGAGACACGAGUCAUUUUUUAA